GCAACUCUGAGUUAGUGGCUUCGCGAACGUUCUUGGCACCUCUUACUUAGAUUAAUCGGGGAAUUUAUUUAUUUGUUUAUUUAUUUUUACUUCAGCUAAUCAGAUUUUGGAGCAGUGUCCUAAUCCAGCGUAUCAGGAGAGUAGAAGAUGCAGCUACUGAGGACUCUCCUCCUCGUCCUAGCCGUGCUCUGCACUCCGGUCUCCAGCCUGUGUUUGCGCGCGUACGACACCGACUCGGGCUUCCUGUGCGACGGCGAGCUUCUUUCCAGCGCGGACGCGGACGCGGAACGAGUCGUUGAGGCGCCGUACGACGGCGACGAGUCGUCCGAGGAGUCGCGAUUGCGGAGGACUUUACCCGGCUCCAGCUACAAGUUUCUGAGCCACACCUUGCUCAGGAGCAAGAUGUACGGUAACGGAGCAAGGAGUGACCGGCGCAGCAGGGUGACUCUAUCCCUGGACGUGCCCACCAACCUGAUGAACGCGCUCUUCGACAUCGCCAGAGCCAAGAACCUGCGCGCCAAAGCUGCGCACAACGCGCGUCUCAUGGCGCAGAUCGGCAAGAGGAGGUGA
This is a messenger RNA of Tachysurus vachellii, 570 nucleotides long. It is a transcript of the gene ucn3l, whose product is annotated as urocortin 3, like. The coding region runs from base 148 to 570 and encodes 140 amino acids. NCBI's taxonomy places the organism in Eukaryota, Metazoa, Chordata, Actinopteri, Siluriformes, Bagridae. Gene Ontology annotation, biological process: hormone-mediated signaling pathway; cellular response to nutrient levels; digestion. Gene Ontology annotation, molecular function: corticotropin-releasing hormone receptor 2 binding; hormone activity. The record is from RefSeq and is a predicted model, not a curated record. Gene Ontology annotation, cellular component: extracellular region. The transcript has 2 exons.